AUGGUUGAAGAAGAAUGGUAUGAAACUACUAGAAUGGUUCCGAAACAUACGGAAAAACAAAACGUAGAAAAAGUUUACUCGCAUACUCAUCCUUUUAUAAGAUAUUUUAUCAGACAAAGAUUUAAAGGAGGAAGAGUUUCGGCAAAUCGAAAAUCAUUUGAAACGGAUAAAAUGAAUGAAAUCUGCGCCAUAUUAAAAGAAUACGAUGAAAGUAACACUGAAGGAAUAAUAGAUUUAUUCAAAGAAUACAGUGUUAACCCAAAAGAUAAAACGGAAGUUCACGCUAAACUCAAAGAACUGGACUAUUCUAAACUGAUGGCAUUUGACGCUAAUGGGUUGUACGCUUCCGCCAUGACAGAAGGUGAAUAUCCUAAAGCGGAAAGUGCAAGAGCGUUUCUACCAGAAGAAGAAAAAGAAUUUGUGAAACUCUUCAAUAAACAAAAAUUCAGACCUAGAACUGCUAUUUUAAAAGUCUGGUUUGAAUAUCCAACCAACAUGUUCUUUCAACCCAUACCAGCUAAAGAUAAAAUAACUUUUACGAAUAGAAUAGGUCAGAAGGAAACUGGCACUAAAAUAAGGUUCAGAAAUGGUUUCUGUCACGACGUUUUAACAUCAGUUGAUAUUCAAGAAAUAGUGAAAUCCGGUGGUAAAAUUAUUAGAAUAUUAGAUGGUAUAGUAUACGAAGAAAAUUUUAAAACUCCACCAUACAGAGAUUAUAUUUUAAUUUUGAAGGAAUUUAGGAAUAAAUACAAAAAAGAAGGAGAUAUGGUUGCUAGUAAUUGCAUGAAAUUAUUAGGUAAUUCCUUAUACGGUAAAUCUAUUCAGAAGGAUAUAAAUACAUCGAGACAUCUAUGGAGUGAAUCGACUUUUAAAGCCAACUUCGAUUCACACGUCAAAAGCUAUGAAAAAGUAAAUGAUAGUCAAUAUACAGUUGAGAUGAAUGAAGAAGAAAAAGAGUUUGUUCCUCCAAAGGAUUUUACUAGAUUAACACCCGCUCAUUUAGGUGCAUUUAUAUUAUCUCACAGUAAAAAAAUAAUGAACAAUUUCAUUCACGUAAUAGAUGGAUUUUAUAAGCCGGAAAUAUACUAUACAGAUACUGAUAGUUUAUACAUUUCGUCUAGCAAUUGGGAUAAAUUAAAUGAAGCUGGGUUGGUGUCUGAAAACGAAUAUAGCAAAGGGAAGAAUGAUUAUGGUGAUGGUGGAAUCAUAUUUGGUUUAUAUUUAGCGCCAAAAGUAAAAUACAAUAUCAUUCUAACUUCCGAUGGUGUUUUAAAAGAAAAGAAAACGUUUAAGGGUUACUCUAAAGAUAAGAUAGGCGUUGAAGAUUAUAUUCGAUUAGCUAGUGGACAUGACGUAACGAAUGAAUUUAAGAAACCUUGGUAA
This is a messenger RNA of Lottia gigantea (owl limpet), 1383 nucleotides long. RefSeq lists its product as hypothetical. Bases 1 to 1383 code for a protein of 460 amino acids. Gene Ontology annotation, biological process: DNA replication. Lineage: Eukaryota; Metazoa; Mollusca; Gastropoda; Lottiidae. Gene Ontology annotation, molecular function: DNA-directed DNA polymerase activity; DNA binding; nucleotide binding. The record is from RefSeq and is a predicted model, not a curated record. The transcript has a single exon.